Molecule: messenger RNA, 4675 nt
Organism: Halichondria panicea
Lineage: Eukaryota; Metazoa; Porifera; Demospongiae; Suberitida; Halichondriidae
Exons: 9
Coding region: 2638-3918 (426 amino acids)
Source: RefSeq, a predicted model, not a curated record
AUCAUUUUAACUACUGCGGAAAUAUUAAUGCUAUUAUAGACUAUUGUAGCUAGUGCGUGCGCAAGAUCUUCGCUGAACUAGCUACCUUCACUGCACUGGUGCUGGAAAGGAGUUCCUGUGGUGCCUGAUCUCUCAUAAGUCGGAGUCGAUGUAGUACGGGUACGGGUGGAAGUGGCAGCAAUUUUCCAUGACUCAAUUCUUUCUCUGUUCUUUUUUGUAUAGUAAUUUACUGAUUCACAUGACAGUAAUAGCAUGCAAUCAAUGGUAGUAAAGUGUGUCAAAUGAAUAGAGAUAAAAUCUUUAUGGUCACUAAUUAUUAAUCUUCCAGCAGACCUGUUCAUGCAGAUCGACCUGUUAUGGACUCGUCAAAGAGGCAACGACCUGAGAAAGGAUACUAUUCCUACCUCCAUAAUGUAAGCUCGGUUGACAUGAACUUAUCCAGCUUGCGGGAAGCACGAGAUGUGAGAACCACUCUGAGCUGUAAGUCUGAUGACAGUCUGCCAGAAGGGGUCUUCCUUGUUGAGAGGAUAAUUCAUCAUCGACUAACUAAGGUACGUAACAUUUUAAAUUUUGGAAUAUAUAUAUAGACCAGAUCUUGUUGUUGUAGUUUUUCACGCUAUUUGUUGUAGUUCACGUAAGCUCACGUGAAGUUUUGGCAAAUAGUAUUACUGUAAAAUACAAAAAACCACUUGAGGUAAGUGUAACAGUUUACAGCUAAACCACAACUUGGCCAAAUCUCUAUCUAUAAGUACUAAGUUUGGGCUGUAGGAGUAGCUUGAUUAUGACAUAAACUGCCUGUUCGUCUAGCUAUUUUUAAAAUUGUUGACUGAGAAACAGCCUGCUGCUGAACCAGUCUCCAAUUCUCUGCCACAAUGACAUAGUACGCCACUUAACUCCUCUUGAUAAGGAUUAGUUUUUCAUGGUUACCCAAAAACUAGUAGUUUAUGCUGAAUACUGUACUAGGUAUAGCUAGAUCUAUAUAUCCACAUAAAGAUCUGAAUCUUCUGUUCCAAAAUUUAAACUUUGUCUCUUGCUCUAUAGUAUUGUGGUUUUCUUAUGUAAACUGUUACACUUAUCUCAAGUGGUUUUUUGAAAUUUACUAUUUUCUCCAAACUUCCAAGUGAGCUGCAAAGGGCAGUAGCAACCAUGAGUAUUUAGCCAAUCAGAUUUGAAUGUUCUUAUCUAAACUUUGCUACAUGAUUUUCUAAGUGAAGUACAUGAUUUUCUAUUGAAGUACAUGAUUUUCUAAAUUGGAUAGAACAUUUCCUCUAACCAAUCAGAUUGCAGUAUUUAUGACAAACAUGAUCUAAGCUAGGACGGUCAUGAGCAUGAUAAGAAAGACAUUCCUUAAUUACGUGGGCAAGUUCAGUUGACUUAAUUACAAUGGAGUUCAUCUUCUUCAUUAUUCUACCUAAUGAGUAUAUAUCGCUCUGUGUGCUCUGUGAAACAAGCCCAUCGCGGAGGUCUGGAGCUACUUGAGUGUGUUCUUUUAUGUAAAUAACUUUCUGUUCCUCGGUCAGGCAGUACUUCUUAGCAUGCUUUUCUUUACAUGCCUUUCCAAAAUCCACAAUACAUGGCCGGAUACAUUCUAACAAAGUAGUCCCUAAUACUACGUUGUCUACUUUAAGAUCAUUGUGAAGAAUACUCAGCUUGUGCAUGUAUGAUAGACCAUCACAAAUUUGGAUCAGUAUUUGCAUCCAUGUCUUAGGGCUUAAUUUAAUUUCGUUAGUCAAAUACAAGGCAGAAUAUAAUGAAACUUGUUGCUGCUUCACGCUUAUAUUAGACAUUACUAAAGCUCUCCUGGUGGAACAAAUACCAAAACAGUGUGGUAUAAUUAUAAGGGCUGGAAUUUAAUGUAAGUAAUAUACUGGCUUCAUGCCUAAUCGAUUCGAUUGAGGAGUCGGAAGUAAAUGUUUUGACACAGACGUCAAAACACUCUUUAAAAAUCAUACGAGAGCAUGUUCCAAACCGACCAUUUCCUAUAUGAACAUCACCACCCCCAUCUGCUAAACAUUUCUCACUUAUCUCUGGAACUACAGUAACUCCUCGCAUAAUAUCAGCAUUCGUACACAUUCUUGGAGUUGCCUUGGGUAGACUGAUUGCACUCGUCUUCAUGGCUGCUGUUAGCAACUUUAGUGGUCGUUGGUGACUGCAGGAUGUUCCCAGAGUUCCUGUCCGUAAUUGCUUAGCUCGAUACACGUUGAGUUCCCUGUAUGAACAAUAUUAUUUUACUGGCUGUUAAUCAGCAACUUACAGUUUAUAAUCUAUUGCCUUCUUCUUCCAAUUCUAAACAUUUUUCUCGGCACAUUCAAGGCUCUUCUUCUCCAUACACAGCUGCUUGCCAAUUUUGUCAACUCUAGCUUUUCGAUUGAGCCUCUUGAGCUUGGAUCUUGAGAAUCUCUCUUUCUGCUGGUCAGCCAUUUUGUAAUAAGUCUAAGAGAACCAGAGGUCGCAAAAUACCCGCCAUAAUGCGUCUGAGAAGUGUUAUCAUGUGCUAUUGAAUGAGUAUUGUGGUUAAUUUAGUGGGUGAUAACACCGCAGCCUAUUCACCCACCCACUCAUAUUGACAUGGCUAAUUAAUUUUGUUACAUAACAGCUCAAGGGACCUUUUGUUCCAUUAUCCCGGGCCUCCUAGCUAUGGCAGUAAACAAGCAGUCCAGAAGAGCAGAGAGCCUGUCCAUCACCAUCUCAAAUUCAGCAAAGAAGUACUCUGACUUCAGCCACACAGAACCACAAGUACAGCCAAACUUCUCUCUCUCUAUUCCUAUCGAGUUGCUGCAUCAUUGGUACAUGAACAAGAAGGCAGAAGAGACAUUCAUUAGCUUAGUUAAUAGCAUGGUAACAAUAGUUAAACUAGCACAAAGCGAUCGUCUGGAGAAAAGGCUUGCAGAACAAGCUAGCAAGGUAGCAAGAAGGAUACGGGGGCUAAAAGGAAGAAGGAGGUAUGCCGUACUUGCUGGAGAAUACAACCUCUUCGUGCUUGAUGGAGAAGCAGAAUCGUAUUCUGAAAUUAAGCAGCAACUAUCCACUGAAUCUCCACAGCCAACAACGAUCCCCGAAGCAAGUAGACCUACCACAGCACACAUCAAUAAAGGCAAAAAAGUUCACGAGGUAUCACCACAACAGGUAAAACGAAAGCUAGCACACUGUAAGAGCUCUGCAGAGCAAGCGCUUUGGUUUUGUGAAUCAUUCGGUCUUCAGCCAGAAUCUUUAGAGCUACGCAAACAGACAGGAUCUCCCAUCAAAUUCAAUUUUUUAUCUAGCCCAUCUCACAAGCCACAACAUCAAACGCCAGCUCUUUCACCAAGCGAUUCUGCGAGGGUACAGCAAGCUCUUUAUGUACUUGACAGGUUUGCUGUGAGUGAUGAAGCUUAUCAUGAAUUGAGCGUCGCAUCUGAUUUACCACCACUGUACCGAAUCAAGGAUGCUCGCCUCUCAAUUAACAACUCUCUGGACAUCCGGCAUCUCGAAGGUCCUUAUCCUGGUGCUUAUAGACCACCGAAAGCUGCAAUCCAGGAAGAGCUAGCUAAGAUCGUUCAUUCAGGGAAAGCUAUCACCCAACCAGUAAAAGUAAAACUCAGUGGUGACGGAGCCAGAUUCACAAGAUCAUCCAAUAUCAUACUUCUCUCAUUUGCAUUUCCAGAAAUUCAAGACAAUGUUUUAUCAGGCAUGGGCAAUCAUACUUUUGCUGGCCUAAAAGCCGAAGAGUCGUGUGAAACAAUUAGUUCAGGACUAUCUGAGGUAUUGAAGGAGUUGAACGACAUCAUUUCACACCCACUACUCACUGUUGAUGAAACAGAGUACCGCCUUGAGUUUUUCCUGGGUAGUGAUUACAAGUUUCUUUUACUGAGUAUGGGCCUCAACAAAGCAACCUCUAUAUGUACGCUUGUGUCUGGUGUAUACCAUCAAGAAGGAUGAAAGGUGGGAUAUGUCAAAGGAUAGGGCUGACUACACCGUAACAAAUGCAAGAACAUUGAGUUCCCUACAAGCAAAAGGCGCACUUCCCAGCAGUAAACCAGCAAGUGUACGACUAGGAUCAAUUACAACACCACUACUGAACAUAGAGCCAGACCAUAUAAUACCCGAUGAGCUACACCUACUCCUACGUAUAGCUGACGUUUUAACAAGAAAUCUCAUUCUAGAGAUAGUGGCAUCUGCUAAACAAGACAGACAAGGAAACGCACAUAUACUCACUCACCUACAAACACUACAGACGAUCGUUAAAGACUGUGGUAUCACGUUCAGGGUAUGGGAAGCAAGGGGUCCAGAUGGCAAAGCUUCUGGACAUUACGAAUGGACAUCACUGCAGGGGAACGACACCAAGAAGUUUCUGGAACGUCUCCCAGUGAGGUUUGCUGACCUACUGAAGGAAGAAAUUCAAGCUAAAAUGGCCCAACUUUGGACAGAAUUUCUCUCUUUGUAUAAUAUGGUUUCUAGCUGGACUCCACCUCCCAGUGAAGUGGUUGAGCAAAAGGCGAAAGACUGGAUAAGGCUUUUCUUGAGCUUGAAGCACAAGUGUCAAGGGUUUCAGGAAAAGAAUAUUACGCCCUAUAUGCACACACUGGUCUUUCACUUCCCUUACUUUAUUUCAAAAUACGGAAAUGUCAAGAUGUUUAGUGGACAAGGGGUGGAGAAAAAUAAUGAUGACGCCAAGAGACACUACUUCUCCAGUAAU